This is a messenger RNA of Exophiala viscosa, 1299 nucleotides long. RefSeq lists its product as uncharacterized. Lineage: Eukaryota; Fungi; Ascomycota; Eurotiomycetes; Chaetothyriales; Herpotrichiellaceae. The coding region runs from base 228 to 1205 and encodes 325 amino acids. Gene Ontology annotation, cellular component: nucleus. The transcript is spliced from 7 exons. Gene Ontology annotation, molecular function: mRNA binding. The record is from RefSeq and is a predicted model, not a curated record.
CGAGUACGGGUGCUGCUUUAAUAGUUAUGGGGGUUUUGCUAGUGUUGCUGCUCUACCGGAAUAAAUGAUGUCGGUGUUCCCCAAGGUCGGUGCUUCUCUUGCGGAAUCCUGCCCAGCAAAAUACGGACGCGUCCCUUGUACUUCCGUUACCAGAACCACAAAUUGGUUCCCAAAGCAUUGUUCACAUAUCGUAACAGAAGUCUGUACGGUACCUUCCAGAUCUCACCAUGGAUCGCAGUUUGGACGAAACUAUCGCGGAACGUCAGAAGCGAGGACAAAAUCGCGGUGGUCGAAGAGCGCCUCCUCCGCAACGCCGUCGAGACAACAACUAUCCCCGCGAUGGGGUCAGAAAGUCUGUUAGAGACGAACGAACAAACCUCGACAAUGACUGGGUGCACGACCGAUAUGAUGACGAGCCUGACAACUCCCACGGCAACGACAGAUCAAGAGGCGGCAGAGAUCGUCGACGCGACAAUCGGAACCCUCCUCCGGCCAAAUUAAGAGUCGAUAACCUACAUUACGAUCUCACCGAAGACGACAUCCACGAUCUAUUCACCCGCAUCGCUCCUGUGAAGGAGGCUCGUCUUCGCUAUGAUCGGGCGGGACGUUCCGAAGGUGUUGCAUUUGUAACCUACGAGCACGUGGCGGAUGCUAGAGCUGCUAUCAAAGAUUUUGACGGCGCCAAUGCGAAAGGACAGCCGAUCCGCAUCACGCUGCUACCAUUGCCAAGACGAGACAAUCCAUUCGAUCGAGUCGAGAAUCCAAAGACUCUUUUUGACAGAAUUGAGGCUCCCGGUGGCCGGAGUCGACGACGGAGCGAGAGCCCAAUGGAAGAUGUAGAGGCGGAUCGAGAUGCUCGCCGGGCUCCUCGAAGAGGUGCAGCAAGGGACCGGAGAAGCGACGUCAGAGGACCAGCGCCUGAAAACGUUGACCGAUAUGUUCCUGGUCAAGGUGCCAGCCGGAGCUCCAGCCAGCGUGGAGGUCGAAGACCUGGCGAAAGGCGCGAGCGUGCUCCUAGAGCAGAUCCUGAUGGACACAAGUUGGUGGGCGGCCGACCACGAAAGACAGCAGAGGAGCUCGACGCCGAGAUGGACAACUACUGGACGAGCGCUGGCAAUGGGCAAGCCGAAAACGGCGCUGACAUCAAACCCGUUGCGCAAGAAGCACCGGCUCAGGGAGGCGACGACAUUGAUAUGAUCGAAUGAACGCUAUAUUGGUAUUGGCGAUGCAUCCUGUGGCAUGGUCGAGGCUUUGCUUCCUCCAGGCAAAUGCACCGACCGAGCACGAAAAGUAUUUGUU